Molecule: messenger RNA, 2961 nt
Organism: Ruditapes philippinarum (Manila clam)
Lineage: Eukaryota; Metazoa; Mollusca; Bivalvia; Venerida; Veneridae
Product: von Willebrand factor A domain-containing protein 5A-like
Exons: 5
Source: RefSeq, a predicted model, not a curated record
GGAGCACCGGUUGUAUGCGAAAAAUAUGAUUCAUGUGAAGACUAUGAAUCAUGCGUUUCAGAACAGGAAUAUUCAACUGUGUAUUGUUCAGGAAACAACAAUGGGUUUGAUGCUAUAUGUGAAGCAAAGGUUUCAACUAAUAAAUUAUUUGCUCAUGCUGAUCCUCCAGCUCUAAAAACAAAAAGUAAGAAAAAAGCCAGGUUAUUUGGAUGUGGUCUUCCAUUGCCAAAGAUAUUCUCAAAAAGCUUGAAAAGCAAGGGUGCAUCCAAGUGUUCUGAUCUUACUCCUAGACCAGGUGAUCAUAUGAUAUCAGUGAUUGGUUUACAACAGUUACACGGACAGUGGAAUGUGUCAGAUCAGCUGUUACAACUACUGAGUGUAACGAAAGAAGAUGUGGUGGACAAAUUAACAUUUUCUAAGGAUUCUAGUGUUGUUUGUACAGUGUUGGUUCUUGCUUGGUUACGUAAACAGUUUUCACAUAGACAAGAGGAGUGGCAGAUGAUAGAAGCAAAAGCACUUGUCUGGAUAUCUACUCAAAGUCCAAGCUUUACAACAGAGGAACACAUUAAACAUACUACAGAAAUGAUGUGGGCCAAGUAAUAUUGUUCAUACAUGUAAAUAUAGUCAUAUGUAUAGAGAACUUACUAUGAGUUGUUAUUUCAAAUCAACCCUUAUGAAAAAAGAACAUGUACAACGCAAGCGUCUUGCAAGCUUAACGUUUGAUUAAUAUGUAUGAAAUAUGUGUCUUAUUAUCUAGAAUGCCAGAAUACACGUGAAAAAUAUAUAAAGGGAUGAAAAUGCAUUUUUCAUUAUUUGUUACUGUAUACAUCGCAUGAAUAAUGUCAUCUGAAUUUAUUUGCACCUUUAAUAUGAUUAUUUAUAGCAUUUUAUAAAACGUUAUAUUAUUAUACUUCUGUAAGAUAUGUUUGAAGGGAAACGUUUUAUUAUAAUUAUGUAUGUAUUUUGUUACGUCUAUAAAGGGGGAGAAUUCUAUUUUUCCACCCGUUUGCUGGGUUAGCGUCUUGUUUUCUACAGCUAUGCAACGUAAUAUGUAAUUUAAUGUAGACAAUUUUACCAUGCAACUUUGCAUUUAGUUCAUUUUCCAUGUGAUACUAAGAUAUUUUCAAAACCAUGUGCGAAAUCGACUUUUUAUCUGUGAUAUAUGUCUAAAUCAAUUGAAAAAGUGACAUAUCAUGUGCACACCGUGCAUUUUCUCAUAAAAUCAUAUUUUGUAAUUGAUUCUUAAGUUACUUAUUUCAUUGAUAUAAUAUUACGUGAUUUAUUUUAGUAUCUUACAAGAAUAGCAAUCUGUUAGAAAAAAAAUAACUUAGUUAGAUAUUAUUGAUUGUGAUUAAUUGUGUGCUUUUUGGCUGUUUUGCCUUAACCAUGAAAUUUGUAAAAUUUGUAAAAUGUGAAUAUUUUAGGAUCCUGUCAUUUAAAGGUUGGAGAUUAUUUGAUUUUGAUUGAUGGAUGAAACAUUUUUAUAUCUUGUAUCUAUGAAUUUUUCUUCAUAUAUGCAAUGAGCCUAUUUUUAUGUCAAUCUUAUGCUAGAAAGUCUUUCAUGUAAAUAUUUCUAAUGUAUUUUUAUGUUAAUUGAGCUAAUCCUAAUAAUUAUUUUACAAGAAUAUAUGUAUGUAAUAAACAAAGCAAUAUCAUGUUAAUCUUAAACAUUCAUUGCACAUUUUGCAUGUGGCAUCAGAAGGGUGUAUGUAUGAAGAUUUUUACUUAAUGUGGUUAUAAGUAACAAAUAUGUUCGACUCCACCAGAUUAGUGAACAUGGUGAGGCAGGGGCUAAAUUAAGAUCACUGUGACGUCAAUUUGCUGUUCAAUGUCUGCUCUGUUAAUCCUGUAUUUUGUGGAAAAAAUCUACAUUUGCUUAAAUAUCUAUAUGAACAGUGCCAUGUGAUUAACCUUUGACGUACUCGUGCAGGCUCAAGUUUAAGAUCAUACAUACAGGUCAAAUGUCAGAGUGUCAACUAUCACUUUGCUAUUUUGUGUCUGCUUUAUUAAUUUCUGUGAACUCUAUUCCUCUUUAUGAAACUUGGCUCAGAUAUUCUGUCCUAAAAGGCAAUGCACGUAACUCAUAAUGCAGAUAUGGUAACUCAAUGUCAAGGUCACAUGUUUAGGUCAAAUGUUUACAUCAACAAGAUGUUGUGCUUAAUCUUUGUUGCAAAAUUGCAGCCUUUUUGUCAAUGUCAUACUUGAAUGCCAUUUGUUACACAAUUUUGUGUUCAUUGUAAAACAUUUUAAUCCUUGAAUUUCUUAAAACUUUGCUUAAAUGGGCCAAAUAAGGUUUAGAAAAGUUUUAGAUAUUUCACUUUUACUUUGGAAAGAGCCCCAAUUUCUUGUGUGCUUCAACAUGCACCCAUAUAUAAGUGUACUAGAGAGGCACAAGACUCCUGUUACCUUUAAUUUCAACAAAAACUAUUCAUCAAAGUUUAGGAUUUUACAAAAUGAUAAAAAAGAAUAAGAAAAUGAUGUAAUAUAUUUAUUUUGCUACAAAAAAACAUAAUUUUUGUAAUAAUCACCACCAACUUGUAUAUGUAUAUUUGGCGUUGUUUAGAAUAAGCAUGUUUCAGUAACCAUUCGUGUAAGUUAUUUAUUAAAGAAUUUGAUAUACUCUGCUGUAGAUUAAUUUGGUUACAGUCGGGCAAACAUAAUAACUACAAUGUACUAUCAUUUUGAAAGAUCAUUAGAUGUAGAAAUAAACAUGUUUUUUUAUUGAUAUCCAUUAUAAAUAUCAGGUAAUGCUAGUUAAAACUGAAAGCCUAAAUGGACUGUCGUAAAUUCUUCAACAGAUAAUACAAAUAAAUUGAUCAACUGUAUUUUAAAAGUGAAAAGUUUUUUGUUAUAAUUUUAGAAAUACAUUGUUUGAUAUGUAAUUGUAUUGUUCAUGAUAAUAUUUAUGUACAAAUAAAAGGAGCUAAACAUUUAUUCUGCUCUAUUAAUAAAUCAUAAGUU